AUGGCAGCCUCAGGGAAUACCUUAAAACUGAAAUUCACAGAAGAUAAGAAACAAAAUCAUUCAUUAAAAAAUUCAGGGAACCAGGUAUCAGAUGGGAGAUACCAGCGUCGCGAUAACAGGGCCUACGGGGGACGGGGUGAUUUAACAUACAAGUUCGAAUCGCUGUGGCGGGGCCGCCGCCUGGGUGACGAGGGCAGGAGUGGUAGGUCUUUCUCUACUUUCGGCAGGGGAUGGAGUGUUCCUGUUUCUCGUGCUACAGCUUCUACUUUUGAUGAUGAAGAUGAGGAUGAUGAUGAGGACGAGGAGGAGAAAGAAGUCGCUGCUGAUACAGGAUCCAUGUUUAGUAACUGGGCGACUUUUCUGUUAAGAAUGGCUAUCUGGGCGUCUUUUUCUUGCAGGUCUUGCUUGAGGGUUCUUGUCGUGACUUCGUAGUGUUUUGAGUCUCAUGGUGAGUAUGAGAUUUGAUUAUUGGAGGCUGGCGUUUGGGUUGGGUUUGGAGUCGUUAGGGAAGGGGGUCGUGGUGAUAGUUUUGUGGCUGUGUUCCGUUUGAGGCGUGCGGGGGAGGUUAGGUUGGGGUU
Molecule: messenger RNA, 578 nt
Organism: Blastomyces dermatitidis ER-3
Lineage: Eukaryota; Fungi; Ascomycota; Eurotiomycetes; Onygenales; Ajellomycetaceae
Exons: 2
Coding region: 1-432 (143 amino acids)
Source: RefSeq, a predicted model, not a curated record